Molecule: messenger RNA, 1690 nt
Organism: Armigeres subalbatus
Lineage: Eukaryota; Metazoa; Arthropoda; Insecta; Diptera; Culicidae
Gene: Got2
Product: aspartate aminotransferase, mitochondrial
Exons: 4
Coding region: 163-1452 (429 amino acids)
Biological process (GO): L-aspartate catabolic process; biosynthetic process
Cellular component (GO): mitochondrion
Molecular function (GO): pyridoxal phosphate binding; L-aspartate:2-oxoglutarate transaminase activity
Source: RefSeq, a predicted model, not a curated record
CAUUGCGACCGGACGAGCAGGACGAGCGACAGUGCCGACAGUCGAAAUUCAGUAACAUUUUGGUACUGUUAAAAGAAGGUUGAGGAAAGUUAGCUCUUCGGUGGUUUCCGCCGAGAUUUGUAGUUCUGUUUCCGAUUAAUUAAAGAGUUUUUUUUGCACAAAAUGGCCUGUUCCAAGACGAUUCAAGGCUCAGCUGUUUUGUUUAGGAGUUCGGGUGUUUUGAACAGUUGCAUCAGCCAACGGGCAAGCUCAUGGUGGGGUGCCGUGCAGAUGGGUCCGCCGGACGUGAUCCUCGGCGUGACCGAAGCGUACAAAAAAGAUACCAAUCCGAAGAAGAUCAACCUCGGCGUGGGCGCCUACCGUGAUGACAGCGGAAAACCUUUUGUGCUGCCCAGUGUCCGCAAGGCCGAACAACGCAUGAUGGACAAACAGCUGGACAAAGAGUACUCGCCCAUCAGUGGAACGGCAGACUUCUGCAAGCACAGUAUUACGCUUGCCCUGGGAGACGACAAUCAACAGGUGGCCAACGGACAGAAUGCCACCGUACAGGCCAUCAGUGGAACCGGUGCUUUGCGCAUUGGAGGAGCCUUCCUGAGUGGGUUCUUUCCGGGAACGAAGGACAUCUAUCUGCCAACUCCAUCUUGGGGCAACCAUGGGCCUAUCUUCCGCCACUCGGGGCUGAACGUAAAAGCCUACCGUUACUACGACCCGAGUACGUGCGGAUUCGAUUUCAAGGGGGCGCUAGAGGAUCUGUCGAAAAUUCCAGAGCGAUCCAUUGUUCUAUUGCACGCUUGUGCCCACAACCCGACCGGUGUCGACCCCAAACCGGAACAAUGGGCGGAGAUAUCCGCCGUGGUCAAAAAACGCAAUCUCUUCCCCUUCUUCGAUAUGGCUUACCAGGGCUUCGCCAGCGGCGAUGUCGCUAAGGAUGCCUUCGCCGUACGUGCCUUCCUGAAGGACGGCCAUCAAAUUGCGCUGGCCCAGAGCUACGCCAAGAACAUGGGCUUGUACGGUGAGCGAGCGGGAGCGUUCUCGUUGAUCUGCGCCGACAAAGACGAAGCCGCCCGCACCAUGUCGCAGAUCAAGAUUUUGAUCCGUCCGAUGUAUUCCAAUCCGCCGAUCAAUGGCGCCCGGCUGGUUUCGGAAAUCUUGGGCGAUGCCAGCCUGAAGAAGGAAUGGCUCGGCGAUGUCAAACUGAUGGCCGAUCGGAUCAUUUCGGUACGCUCGAAACUGCAGGACAAUCUAAAGAAGCUUGGCUCUUCCCGCAGCUGGCAACAUAUCACCGACCAGAUCGGCAUGUUCUGCUUCACCGGAAUGGACCAGAAGCAGUGCGAACAAUUAACAAAGGAGUUUAGCGUGUAUUUAACGAAGGAUGGUCGUAUUUCGAUGGCGGGUGUAACGACGAAGAAUGUCGACUAUCUGGCCGAGGCCAUCCACGCCGUGACCAAGUAAAUGUUAGGAAUAACUAAAAAUCUUUUCACUUUAAGGUCCCUCCUCAUUGUUGAACAGCUAGGAAGGGAUCCAUUUAGAUGGAGGCAUUUAAAACCAAAUUUCAAUCAAAGUCUGUGGCAGAGCUUUUCUUUUUUGUUUUCAAUAAUAAUUAAGCCGUACAUUGUAUUUAUAUUUACUAUGAUUAGAGUGCACGAACACGAUAAAAAUAUUCUCAAAAAGUUGCUAGAAAUAUACAUCA